AUGGCGGACGACGAGGUGGUAGAGGUGCGCGCAGGGGGGGACGACGAGCAGGGCGAGGUGAAGGACGGCGCAAGCGAUUACGAGGACUACGGCGACGAGGACGGCGACGAUGACGGCGACGAUGACGGAGAUAAUUACGGGGAUGAGGAGGAGGAAGAGUCGGAGGAAGAGGUGGAGGAGGAUACGCAAGGGGUGGUUGAGGAGGAGGAGGUGCAAGAGGCGGACACCCCGCGAGGAAACGACAGCCAGUACAAGGCGAGUCGCUUUCACCCGUAA
Closterium sp. Yama58-4 is the source of this 276-nucleotide messenger RNA. NCBI's taxonomy places the organism in Eukaryota, Viridiplantae, Streptophyta, Zygnematophyceae, Desmidiales, Closteriaceae. The record is from the annotation of a GenBank genome assembly.